Lagenorhynchus albirostris (white-beaked dolphin) is the source of this 3857-nucleotide messenger RNA. RefSeq names its product transmembrane and coiled-coil domain family 2 (gene TMCC2). The record is from RefSeq and is a predicted model, not a curated record. Gene Ontology annotation, cellular component: endomembrane system. The coding region runs from base 1129 to 2718 and encodes 529 amino acids. NCBI's taxonomy places the organism in Eukaryota, Metazoa, Chordata, Mammalia, Artiodactyla, Delphinidae. Gene Ontology annotation, biological process: amyloid precursor protein metabolic process. The transcript has 4 exons.
UGUUUUGGUAUAAUCUUUUAAAUAAACUUCAUUUCCUCCGCCACACACACAAAGUGUUGUGCUGCCAGAUGCAGACGGCACCGAUGAGUGCCUCCGUCUGCCUGUGCUGUGCCGACUGCUCGCUGCACAUCAUCUUAUGUUACCCUCACCAAAGGCCUGAGAGGAGAUACGAUUAUCCCCAUUUUACAGGGGGGAAUACUGAGGGUCAGGAAAAUCGAGAGAUGGGGUGUUUGCCAUCACUGCAGGAACAGCACAGGAAGAAGGGGUUUCACUGCACGAUGCAGUUUGAAGUCAGAUUGCUGCAACGAGUAGACCUUGGGACGGGUCAUUAAGGGAGACUGUGGAAUUGGCUCCUCUGAUAUACAAGGUCCUGAAGGUAUCGGCACCCGGCAGAGGGCAGAGGGACAUGUGGGGAGACCCAAAGCACAUGUCAGAGGAAAGUCCUGACUUCAGGAGGUAUGGGAAGGGAUGGGUUUUGUACCCAGCAUCCCCAGUGGAACGGGGACCUGAAAAGGCUGAAGAGGAAGCCCACAGAGGAGACACCCUCCUCUGGCUCCUGAGUUUGGCAGGGCUGCUGUUUUUAACAGCGUUUGCCAAUGAUUUUGCACCUCUGCAGAAAUGGAGCCCAGUGGCUUCUGCCUGCAGUUGGCACGAGCUGCUUCCGGUGCGUGAGCUGCGAGCUGGGGUCACUUUCUUUGUGUUUAACCCCUUCCCCCAUGUGCACCUCACCCUGCCCCCACCGCCACAUACACAAAAAUAACGAAUAUCUGACCGGCCCAGGGUGUGCUGUGUGUAAAAAUACAGGGGGUUGAGCCAUUUCCUGCUGCUUCCGUUGUUGCAUGGAGAUAAGACACUGGGACUCGGCUGUGGACAGCGGUCCUCCAACAGGCUGAGGCGGGUCUGGCCCUGGGAGAGUGGGGCUCCAGGCCCGCCUGCUUUCAUCUGACCUUGCUUCCCAUCUUUCCUAUCUUCUGUGACCUUUCCUUCCCCUCUCUCCCUGCCCCCUAUCCUUUCUCAGUCUCUCUGCUCCAUUCUUUGUGCCACCCUGAUGCACUCAGGAAGCCUGCCUGCCUGCGAGGAAAAGGCGCUGUCCUCUCCCUCCUGCACAUUCACCUCCUUCCACGCUGGAUGGCUGGUACCCCCAGGCCCCCAGCCUGGGCCCCGCUUCCCUCAGCCUGUGGGUUACUUCUGGGACUCGAGCCCUUGGGGACCCAGCCAGCAGGCAGGUGGGGGUGUGCUCCUCUCCCUGUCCUGGGAGACUGGGCAGGGCCGGGCGCUCCCGCCAUCAUGAAGCGGAAGAGGUUGCUGACGACCCCAGGGAGCUGGAAGGUCGACAAGGGGGACCUCGCGGCCCUGAGCCUCCCUGGCGGCCCUGGCCACGGUGACGCCGAUGGCCCCAUCAGCCUGGACGUGCCGGACGGGGCCCCGGACCCCCAGCGGACCAAGGCCGCCAUCGACCACCUGCACCAGAAGAUCCUGAAGAUCACAGAGCAGAUCAAGAUCGAGCAGGAGGCGCGGGACGACAAUGUGGCAGAGUACCUGAAGCUGGCCAACAACGCGGACAAGCAGCAGGUGUCCCGCAUCAAGCAGGUGUUCGAGAAGAAGAACCAGAAGUCGGCCCAGACCAUCGCCCAGCUGCACAAGAAGCUGGAGCACUACCGCCGGCGCCUGAAGGAGAUCGAGCAGAACGGGCCGUCGCGGCAGCCCAAGGAUGUGCUGCGGGACAUGCAGCAGGGCCUGAAGGACGUGGGCGCCAACAUGCGCGCCGGCAUCAGCGGCUUUGGGGGUGGCGUGGUGGAGGGCGUGAAGGGCAGCCUCUCCGGCCUCUCACAGGCCACCCACACCGCCGUGGUGUCCAAGCCCCGGGAGUUCGCCAGCCUCAUCCGGAACAAGUUUGGCAGCGCUGACAACAUCGCCCACCUGAAGGACCCUCUGGACGACGGGCCCCCCGAGGAGGCGGCCCGGGCGCUGAGCGGCAGUGCCACGCUUGUGUCCAGCCCCAAGUACGGCAGCGACGAUGAGUGCUCCAGCGCUAGCGCCAGCUCGGCUGGGGCGGGCAGCAACUCAGGGGCUGGGCCCGCUGCGGCGCUGGGGAGCCCCAAGUCGAACAUGCUGUACGGCGCCCCCGGAAACAUGGAUGCCGUGCUGGAAGAGCUGCGGGAGAUCAAGGAGGGCCAGUCCCACCUGGAGGACUCGAUGGAGGACCUGAAGGCUCAGCUGCAGAGGGACUACACCUACAUGACCCAGUGCCUGCAGGAGGAGCGCUACAGGUAUGAGCGGCUGGAGGAGCAGCUCAACGACCUGACCGAGCUUCACCAGAAUGAGAUGACCAACCUGAAGCAGGAGCUGGCCAGCAUGGAGGAGAAGGUGGCCUACCAGUCCUACGAAAGGGCCCGGGACAUCCAGGAGGCUGUGGAGUCUUGCCUGACCCGGGUCACCAAGCUGGAGCUGCAGCAGCAACAGCAGCAGGUGGUGCAGCUGGAGGGCGUGGAGAACGCCAACGCACGGGCGCUGCUGGGCAAGUUCAUCAACGUGAUCCUGGCGCUCAUGGCCGUGCUGCUGGUGUUCGUGUCCACUCUCGCCAACUUCAUCACACCACUCAUGAAGACCCGCCUGCGCAUCACCAGCACUGCCCUCCUGGUCCUCGUCCUCUUCCUCCUCUGGAAGCACUGGGACUCCCUCACCUACCUCCUGCAGCACGUGCUACUGCCCAGCUGAGCGGCCGGCCUGUCCCGACCCCGUGCUCUCCCCAGCCCCCAGCUGGCCAUGCUUCUCCGGGGGAACCCUGGGACUCCCGAGUCCUUGGACUUCAUCAUGUGUCCAGUUUGGCCUCCUGCCCAAACUGUCCAUUCCAGCAACUUCUGCCCCCUUCUCUGUCCUUGCUUCUUCUGUCCAGUGCCUCCUCCCUGUUGGCCUGAAGGGAGCCGUCAGUGUAGCCCUGGCUGGAGGCGGUGGGGGCGUCGGUGGCCAAAUGGAGCAGAGGACACCCGGAUGGACUGUUCUGAUUAUUUACAGUCACACAAGGGCUCCUCCCAGCUGACGCAGAUGCCAUGGGUCAGGAAGGCCAAUGAGAAGAGGGGCGGGAGAGGGCCAUGCCUCGGCUUUCCUGGGGAAGAGCCCAUGCUUCAGGCAGCUCCGGCUCCCUCUUUGUGGAGAUGGUCAGAAUGAAGGCAAGAGUUUCAGGAAGGAAGCUCCCCAGCUCACCCCUCCCUCCUCCAGAGCUGGGUUGAGGCUGGGUUCUGGACUGGGCCCUUCUGGGAUCUGAAGGAUGCAGGCUCUGGAGGCCAGUUAGGUGUGGCUUUGGAUUUGUGUGUUCCCUGUUAUCCUUUCUGCCUGUCCCUGGAUCUGCUCUUUUCAGGGAAAGAGGCCCCAGGGGUCCCAAGCUCUUAGGGUUCUGUUUAUUUAUUUAUUUAUUGGUUCCUUUGUCCCUUAUUCCCCUGAGCUCCAGGGAGAGGUCCCACCCCCGCCCCCCUCUCCGGUCCUCUCUCUGAAGCCAGGGCUGCUGCUUGGCUGUCGGGCACUUCCAUGCCAUUUAGAUCUGGAGCCUCCUGGCUGGGGGAAGUGGGGCAGAGCCGCCCAGCCCCACUCUCCCAAGCGGCGCCUCAGCCUCUUUUAUAUGUCUGUUUAUUCCGUAUGUGUGUAUCUGUGUGGGGGAGGUUGUCUGUUGCUUUCUUUUUUUUAAGGCUCUGGAGUGUUGUGUAUGGUUUCUCUUCACAUCCCAGCCUCCCCAAGGGCACUUCCAAGAAGAGAGGGGAUUUCUCAGAAAAGGAGAGAGAAAUCCCCUGGAACAGGGGAGGGCAGUGCCUGCCAGCUGUUGUGGACCUUCCCGAGAAAUAAAUAUCCUCUAAAUUUUCAAA